Messenger RNA from Phragmites australis (common reed), 1904 nucleotides. RefSeq names its product protein trichome birefringence-like 12. Gene Ontology annotation, molecular function: O-acetyltransferase activity. NCBI's taxonomy places the organism in Eukaryota, Viridiplantae, Streptophyta, Magnoliopsida, Poales, Poaceae. The coding region runs from base 241 to 1443 and encodes 400 amino acids. The transcript is spliced from 4 exons. Gene Ontology annotation, cellular component: Golgi apparatus. The record is from RefSeq and is a predicted model, not a curated record.
AAUUUGUUCUUGGACUCGAUUAGUGAGUAAAUUGCAUAGCUUUGGCGUCGGACCUCCAUCAACAUGAAUAUCGCAACACAGUUGAGCAGGCAAUCAGUCAGCACGACAACAAUCGUAAAGGCAGACGGUGUGCGUUGAGGUAGAUCCAAUCAUCCACGAGGAGGAAGAAGGCUGCGUGUCUGUGUGCGUGUGGCGUUCCCAAUCUCUCCCUACCCCGCGUUGUCGCCAGAGGCGGGCACAAUGCCGCGUCUCCGCCUCCCUCUGCUGCUCCUCCUCCCCGUAACCCUCACCACCUUCCUCCUCCUCUUGCCAUCCUCCCCCCGCCCGGCCCCGUCCCCGCCGCAGCCGCUCCCUUGCGGCGCCGCGCCCUCCGACGCGGCCGCCGGUCGCUGGGUCCCCACCCCGGAGCCAGCGCCGCCGCCGCUCUACUCCCCGUCCUGCCCCUUCCACCGCAACGCCUGGAACUGCCUCCGCAACGGCCGCCCCGCGCUCGCGCCGCUCUCCUGGGCGCCCAACCGCUGCGGCGGCGCCGUCGUCCCGAGGAUCGACGCCGCGGGGUUCCUGGCUGCGGCCAGGGGCCGCCGGGUCGGACUCGUGGGGGACUCGCUAUCCGAGAACCUCCUCGUCGCGCUGCUUUGCGCGCUCCGGUCGGCCGACGACGGCGCACGCAAGUGGAAGCGGCGUGGCGCCUGGCGCGGUGGGUACUUCCCCAGGGAGGACGUCGUCGUCGCGUACCACCGCGCCGUGCUGCUCGCCAAGUACACGUGGCAGCCUGUAGAGAAUUCGAAAGAACUUCAGAAGGAUGGAAUAAAAGGAACUUAUAGAGUGGACGUUGACAUUCCCGCUGAUGAGUGGGUAAAUAUCACUAAGUUCUAUGAUGUGCUCAUUUUCAACACAGGACACUGGUGGGGUCCAGAUAAAUUCCCAAAGGAGACUCCCCUUGUUUUCUUCAGAGGAGGAAAGCCGAUUGAACCUCCACUUGGCAUAUAUGACGGACUGAAAGUAGUCCUCAAAAGUAUGGCCUCUUACAUUGAAAGGGAGGUUCCAAGAACAACCCUGAAGCUGUGGCGCGCGCAGUCACCUAGGCACUUCUAUGGAGGCGACUGGAAUCACAACGGCAGCUGUGUGUUUGAUAGGCUUCUCGAAGAACAUGAGUUCGAUUCUUGGUUUGAUCCCCGGAAUGGGGGAGUGAACAAAGAAGCGAGGCUGGUGAAUUAUGUGAUUCAGGAAGCCCUAAUUGGCACAGAUAUCCAGUUGCUCAACCUGACGUACAUGAGCGAGUUCCGUGCUGAUGCCCAUCCUGCUAUCUGGCUUGGCAAGAAGGACGCGGUGGCUGUCUGGGGGCAGGACUGCAUGCAUUGGUGCCUGCCUGGCGUGCCGGACACAUGGGUCGACAUCCUGGCUGCACAGAUCUUGCAUUACUUGAAUCAGGGAAAAGGUUGAUUGCGUUGUUGAAGUUCUGAUCAUUGUUGUCACUGUUCUCUGGGUAGACAAAGGCGUACUGGUUUUGGAACGUGAUAACUGAGGAAAUAUGCUUGGAGCUUUGCAAUGUUUGUCUGAAAGCGAAGAUAGAGGAGAAUGGGAUCAAGGGAGAACGAGAUGAUUCUUUUCUUCGAUCUAGAAGCAACCCUAGUAUUGUUAGGCAUGCAUGUCAUUUGAUUGUCCAAGAUACGUAUCCCUGAAUGUAGUUAUACGUAGAAUAUGCAGUUUCAGGUUUUAGCAAUUGAAACGAGAAACCUAUUUAACUGCAAUUAUGCUUUGAAGUUUUUACCCCUUUAUGUAAGUGCAGCUCAUUGUGAAUGCGAAGCUCGGUUCAGGGCUACUACGGUCUACUGAAUGUGCUAUGUUGUACUACACACUGUUAUACCAUCAAAGAUCGAAAUCAUCCUACGAAAUAAGAGAUA